Molecule: messenger RNA, 2958 nt
Organism: Vombatus ursinus (common wombat)
Lineage: Eukaryota; Metazoa; Chordata; Mammalia; Diprotodontia; Vombatidae
Gene: NTRK3
Product: neurotrophic receptor tyrosine kinase 3
Exons: 13
Coding region: 1-1704 (567 amino acids)
Biological process (GO): regulation of phosphatidylinositol 3-kinase/protein kinase B signal transduction; cell surface receptor protein tyrosine kinase signaling pathway; cellular response to nerve growth factor stimulus
Cellular component (GO): plasma membrane; signaling receptor complex; axon
Molecular function (GO): neurotrophin binding; transmembrane receptor protein tyrosine kinase activity; neurotrophin receptor activity
Source: RefSeq, a predicted model, not a curated record
AUGGAUGUCUCUCUUUGCCCUACCAAGUGCAGUUUCUGGAGGAUUUUUUUGCUGGGAAGCUUCUGGCUGGACUAUCUGGGUUCGGUGCUGGCUUGCCCUGCGAACUGUGUCUGCAGUAAGACAGAGAUCAAUUGCAAGAAUCCCGAUGAUGGGAAUCUCUUCCCUCUCUUGGAAGGGCAGGAUUCAGGGAACAGCAAUGGCAACGCCAGCAUCAAUAUCACGGACAUCUCAAGGAAUAUCACUUCCAUACACAUAGAGAACUGGCGGAGCUUGCAUACACUCAAUGCAGUGGACAUGGAACUCUAUACUGGACUUCAAAAGCUGACUAUCAAGAACUCAGGACUUCGGAACAUCCAGCCUAGGGCAUUUGCCAAGAAUCCUCACUUACGCUACAUAAAUCUCUCUAGCAACCGGCUUACCACACUGUCAUGGCAACUCUUCCAGACGUUGAGUCUCCGUGAACUGAGAUUAGAGCAAAAUUUCUUCAACUGUAGCUGUGACAUCCGCUGGAUGCAGCUGUGGCAAGAGCAGGGUGAGGCCAAACUGAACAGUCAGAAUCUCUUCUGCAUCAGCACAGAUGGCUCUCGAAUUCCCCUGCAGCGUAUGAACAUCACCCAGUGUGACCUACCUGAGAUCAGUGUAAGCCACAUUAACCUGACAGUACGAGAAGGGGAGAAUGCUGUCAUCACCUGCAAUGGCUCUGGCUCCCCUCUGCCUGAUGUGGACUGGACUGUCACUGGACUGCAGUCCAUCAAUACCCACCAGACAAACCUUAACUGGACCAAUGUUCAUGCCAUCAACCUGACCCUGGUCAAUGUCACCAGUGAAGACAAUGGCUUUACCUUGACCUGCAUUGCUGAAAAUGUGGUGGGCAUGAGUAAUGCUAGUGUGGCACUCACCGUUUACUAUCCUCCACGUGUGAUGAGCCUAGAAGAACCCGAACUGCGUCUGGAGCACUGCAUCGAGUUUGUGGUCCGGGGGAACCCACCCCCAACCCUGCACUGGCUGCACAAUGGGCAGCCACUGAGGGAAUCUAAGAUCAUUCGGGUGGAGUACUACCAGGAGGGUGAGGUCUCUGAAGGCUGCCUCCUCUUCAAUAAGCCCACCCAUUAUAACAAUGGCAACUACACCCUCAUUGCCAAAAACCAUUUGGGCACAGCCAAUCAGACCAUCAAGGGUCAUUUCCUCAAGGAACCCUUUCCAGAGAGUACGGAUAACUUUGUCUCAAUCUAUGAAGUGAGCCCCACACCUCCUAUCACCGUGACCCACAAACCAGAGGAGGACACUUUUGGGGUAUCCAUAGCUGUUGGACUUGCAGCUUUUGCCUGUGUCCUUCUGGUGGUUCUCUUUAUCAUGAUCAACAAGUAUGGCCGACGGUCCAAGUUUGGAAUGAAAGGUCCAGUGGCCGUAAUCAGUGGUGAAGAGGAUUCAGCUAGCCCACUACACCACAUAAACCAUGGUAUCACCACACCCUCGUCGCUGGACGCCGGGCCGGACACAGUGGUGAUCGGCAUGACUCGAAUCCCUGUCAUCGAGAAUCCUCAGUACUUCCGACAGGGACACAACUGCCACAAGCCGGACACAUGUUUCAGAGAAGUUAUGUUGAAUCCAAUAAGCCUUCCUGGCCAUCCCAAGCCUCUUAACCGUGGCAUUUAUGUUGAGGAUGUCAAUGUUUAUUUCAGCAAAGGACGCCAUGGCUUUUAGAACUCCUUUACAGCCUCCCUGGUCUGAUGUCACCUUGGUAGGCUGGGCCCUAAGAGAGGUUGGAAGCAGUAGGCCAUUGUUCUGUUUGGAUCCAGGGCUGCUAAACAGAACACUUUGCAAACCAUCUGUGUGCACUCCACUCCCCUACAAACACACCUUUUAAUACCAACAGAAAUGUGUGGUCUCCCAUUGGCCAAUGGCAGGGUUGCCCUUUUUCUCCAAUGAUCACUGUGCUCCUUCUACUUUCCUUCAAGGCACCACCACGGUGAAAACCAAUAAAGCAAAUUAAAAAACAAAAAACAAAACCAGUGCUCUAGGAGCUAACUUUUAAACACACCUAGUUUUCUUGCUUUUCAAAAAAAAAUACAAAAUAAAAUAAACACCACCUCUUCGGCAGCAAAAGUCAAGCCUGGCAGAGCCCAGCCAUCCUCUGGCUUUGCUUUCCUCACUUGAAUGCUUGUGGGUCUCCCUGGCUCUCCUUGGGACAUCAUGUCGCCCUCUUAGUGACCUCGCUGCCACCCAUGUGACCUCAGACUGGGGAAGAGCCACAGACAGCACUUGCGCAGAGGUGGAGACGGCCUGGUAAGAGAGGAAAAGCCAGACUUGAGUGUUGGCAUCGAUUUAGGGUCCCAGAGGGAAGAAGGGAAAACCAUUUUUUCCCCUUCGGUGGAGAAAUUUGUACUUACUUUGAAAUGAUCCUCCCUUCCCAUCUCCUUAUGUCCUCUUCUAUAAGAGGAGGGCUCCCAGUGUGUGCAAAUGUUAGAAAACUCCCAAGGGGAGAUGAGUAUUUUCUCUAGCCUCCUCUCUGGCCUCUCUGUCCCCCAACUCUGCUGUUUUGAUGAGCUUUGCCUGAAGGAUGCCUUGCCUUUGCCAUGGGAAGGAAAGAUCAGGCCAUUGAAUUGGCCACUCCGCCAAGACCAUGGGGACCAGAGAAGCAAGGGCCCUGUGGCCCUUUCUGCCUCUCCACCAUCCCUGGAUCUUCUCUUUUUCUCCCUAUCUCUUGUUCUUGAGUCUAAGAAUCUUUGGAACCCAAUUUAUACACACCUUCAAGGCAAAGAUGAACUGAAGGGGAAAAGAAGCUAAAAUUGGCCUUCUGUGGCCCUUCCCCAGCACCAAUGGAAGUGUCAAUCCUGUUCUCUGGUCAAUAUUUGUGUUUCCUUUGUUUGCUUUGACUCAUGUCUUACUCCAUGGCCACGUUCCCCAAGGGAGAGGACUUUUUUUCCUUCUCUCCACUUGGGGAAAAAAAAAAACAAA